Molecule: messenger RNA, 2262 nt
Organism: Nelumbo nucifera (sacred lotus)
Lineage: Eukaryota; Viridiplantae; Streptophyta; Magnoliopsida; Proteales; Nelumbonaceae
Source: RefSeq, a predicted model, not a curated record
CAGAUUGACUUGUAGUUGGGUUGCUACCGACUGAUCACUUACCAGCAAAAAGGGAAAAGAACGAUGAUGAAGAAGAAGAAAAGAGAAGAGAAGAGAGAAAGGGAAACCUCCCCAUCUCCCACCAAAGUUUUGGGGAGGUCGAAUUCUGAUGAUUCAUGCUGUUUAACAAACAUAUAUAUUCACCAUGGAUGAGCUUCUGCUCUCCAACAAAGCAUUAGCAGAUGACUCUGGCAAAGGCAAAUCAACCCUGAACCUGAAGAAGGAUUUCACCUCCUCAUGUUUCCUUGAUCUGGGUUCACCUUUGCGUCAAUCGGCUGCCCAUAUUAUCAACACAGAAGCCAUAAUUCCCAUUCUCUCACCACAGAUCACACGGGCAGCAGCCAACAGUUCUUCCGUUGUCAAUCUCUUAGCCAACUUGAGCAAAAGAAGAGAACUCAGACGUCACUCUCAUUCUGCCCCAUCCCUGUUUACAGAGACAAGAGGUGCUCCCUCCAUUGACCAAUGCCCUUCUUCACGAUCAACCCCUUCAAUCGUUCGCCUAGCCUUCAUCGGAGUGGUUCUGUAUAUAGCUGCCGGAGUUGCCAUUUUUAUGGUGACAAGUGGAAGUUUCACAGGCCACUCAACGUUCAGCCUAGUAGAUGCUCUGUAUUUCACUGUGGUCACUCUCUGCACCAUAGGAUAUGGCGACAUUGUGCCUGGUACCACCUUCACCAAGCUCUUCACCUGUGCAUUCAUCCUUGUUGGUUUUGGGUUCAUCGAUAUCUUGCUCAAUGGUCUGGUGGUCUACGUGCUUGAUCGACAAGAGACAGUGCUAUUAAGUGCAGUGGAUGAAAACAGACUGAAUACAGUGUUCCAGACAUACAUCAUUGACACUGUGAAGGGAAGAAUGAGGAUCAGGAUGAAGGUGGCUUUGGCUUUGUUUGCUGUGUUUGGCUGCAUUGCCAUAGGGACAAUCAUGGUGCAUGUUCUGGAGGGAUUGGAUUGGACAGACAGCUUCUAUUUGUCUGUGACUUCUGUGACCACAGUAGGAUAUGGAGACUACUCAUUCAAGACUCUAAAGGGUAGGUGCUUUGCCAUCAUUUGGCUAUUGGUAAGCACAUUAGCUGUAGCCAGAGCUUUCUUGUACCUCACAGAGCUCAGGAUAGAAAAGAGAAACCGCAAGAUUGCCAAAUGGGUUCUUCAGAAGAAGAUUACUCUUGGUGACCUGGUGGCUGCAGACCUUGAUAAUGAUGGGUCCAUAAGCAAAUCUGAGUAUGUUAUCUACAAGCUUAAGGAGAUGGGGAAGAUAGCAGAGAAAGAUAUCCUGCAGAUCUGCAACCAGUUUGACAGGCUGGACACAGGCAAUUGUGGGAAGAUCACACUCGCUGAUCUUAUGGAAAAUCACCAUUGAGUUGUGGAUUUUUCUCUAAUAGAACAAGCGUGCCUACCCCAUAUGAGAGGUAUUCUUGGUUUGAAAACCUUUCCAUCAACUAGACAAGAGAAGAUCCUACUUUUAUCAAGCUAUAAAUGGUUUAAAGGUGCCAGCUCCUGUUUAUCGUAUUCUGUGAGCUUCCCUGCUGCUCCAUUGAAUAUGCCUAUAACAGUCCCUUCAAGGAACUAGCUGUCUCUUGGAUAAGUCAUACCAUAAAAAAUAUGGAUUCUGAGAUAUGAUUCAACUAGAAUUGCCCUUGGUUUUUAUUGGGUAGCAAAAAGAUAUUGGUUUCUUAAGAUCCAUAGGUCCAUCAAUGGCAAAAGGAUAUUGGUUUCUUAAGUAAUCAACAAUCUUUAUAGAUGGGCAUCGUACUGAUUAUCAGUAGAAAUCAUCUAUACAACACCAUAUUGGUAUAGGAUGCCCAUGGCAGUUAUUCUUUCACAAAUGCACAAGAAAGAUAAAGUAGAGCAUGGAAAGAAGAAAGGGAGCUUCAAUAAUUUCAUGUUUAUGUUACUCGUCAUGUUUUGCUUGUUACUGAAGGGGUUAGCUCCUACCCUAAUGUAAAGGUGUGUAAAAAUGCUCAAAUUUAGAAGAAAUCAACAAAAGCAGAUCAUGGAUAUCUUAUUCUUGUAUGAAACAAUAUAAAUGGUCACCCAUGUCCUUAAGUAUCAAUAUCAUGUAUUUAUAGAUCAAGUUAGAAAAGUGGUUAAUUUGUAAUUACAAGAAAAAAUUGUAAUUACCAAAGAAAGAUGUUUUCCUUAUUUCUUGUUUCAUGAUUUCCUCGAUGUUGGCCAUUUUUUUGGUUAACCAAUUCAGAUGAAAUUCUGCAUACUCCCUCCAGUUCUGCUCAA